This is a messenger RNA of Trifolium pratense (red clover), 1220 nucleotides long. RefSeq names its product calcineurin B-like protein 7. The record is from RefSeq and is a predicted model, not a curated record. The transcript is spliced from 8 exons. Lineage: Eukaryota; Viridiplantae; Streptophyta; Magnoliopsida; Fabales; Fabaceae. Gene Ontology annotation, biological process: calcium-mediated signaling. Gene Ontology annotation, molecular function: kinase binding; calcium ion binding. Bases 264 to 887 code for a protein of 207 amino acids.
CUUGGACUUGGAAAAAAAUGUAUCACUCCAUGUGCAUGGAACAGAUUCCAGUUCAAAGUGGUGGAUACAAGUGAGCAUCAAACAACUUGUGUGGAUACUAUUACCAGCUCUAUGGCAUAUGUUCUUCGGUCAAAUCGCUACCUGUUUUAUCUUACCAGCUCUAUAAGUAAUGUAUACUAUACUAUGUCUAUAUUAUUAUAUGUAUAUAUGAUUAAAUAAGCUCAUUCCCAAAGUCUGGGAAACAUAAACAGGUCUUUAUUUUGAUGGGGUGUACUUGCACCAAAGCGCGACUUCGGCAUGAAGAUCCGGCAAUUCUAGCUGAACAAACUUAUUUUAAUAUUUCUGAAAUUAAAGCUUUAUAUGAUCUGUUCAAGAAAUUAAGCAGCUCUAUGGUCAAUGAUGGACUAAUUAGCAAAGAAGAGUUUCAGCUUGGCUUAUUUGGAAGCAGCAAGAAGCAGAACCUCUUCGGCGACAGGGUGUUCGAUAUAUUUGACUCAAAAAAAGACGGUAUGAUAGAUUUUGGAGAGUUUGUUAAAGCUUUAAGCGUCUUCCAUCCAGCAGCGCCUCAACCACAAAAGGCAGCUUUUGCAUUUCGACUCUACGAUAUAUCGCAAAAAGGCUUUAUCGAACGAGACGAGGUAAGAGAGAUGAUACUGGCACUCCUAAGAGAAUCUAAUUUGGUUCUUUCUCAAGAUAUAAUUGAGCUCAUAAUUGAUAAGGCAUUUAAAGAAGCUGAUUUAAAAGGAGAUGGAAGGAUUGAUCCAGAAGAGUGGGAAAAGUUUGUUGCUCAAAAUCCAUCCUUACUAAGGAAUAUGACUAUACCAUAUUUGAAGGAUCUAAAUGUGCAGUUUCCUGGUUUUGAACAAAUAUCAGACAUUGAAGAUUAGAUAACAUAAACAACAUUCCAUGGGAAAUAAAAUGUGGAUUCCUUAGUUGGCAUAAAUCAUAUAUCCUCUGUGCACUAAACAAUACUUCCUCCAUUCUUUUAUAAGUGUCGGUUUAGCAUAAAACUCUUCGACCAAGAUAGCAGAUUGUUGUAUUCUUUGCCCAAUUCUACUCUCAUUUUAAUCCAUCAUUUACUUUCUCUUUUCAAUAAAUUCAGUAUACGCGCUAUUUCUCUCUAUUAAAUUUUAUUUAAAAUGUAAAACAAGUUACUAAGAAAUGGUAAAAUUGACAAAUUAUAACCUUAAAAUAGCAAAAACUACGAUUAAAUAAGAACA